Molecule: messenger RNA, 2334 nt
Organism: Acanthaster planci (crown-of-thorns starfish)
Lineage: Eukaryota; Metazoa; Echinodermata; Asteroidea; Valvatida; Acanthasteridae
Product: glia maturation factor gamma-like
Biological process (GO): negative regulation of Arp2/3 complex-mediated actin nucleation; actin filament debranching
Cellular component (GO): cortical actin cytoskeleton
Molecular function (GO): actin binding; Arp2/3 complex binding
Source: RefSeq, a predicted model, not a curated record
CACGUCUUUGGCCAACCGGCUGGGCCCUGAACUGUUCAAAUUGAGCAUUGUUGUCUACGACUAUGGCCGUUCUGUGUAGAGUGCUAGUGGCAUAAACUCAUAAAGCCGUAGCCACAAUUCCCAUUUCGAACACGGCUGCUAGUGAAAAAUCAUUGUCACGUCGACCUUCGCCUGUUAAUCAAUCAGCCUGACCAGGGAAGUCUAACUUUGGGGCGUGAACAGAAGCCAAGCGCCUAGCUGCAAGAGCUUGCAUUUCUCAAAAGAGAGAAAAACAUGGCUUCAGGAUUAACAGUGUGUACUAUUGAUGAUGAAGUCAAGGAAAAACUGAAGAAGUUCAGAUUCAGACAAAAAAAGACAAAUGCGGCUUUAAUAUUUAAAAUACUAGAGCAAAAGGUGGAGGUAGUCCUGGACGAGGAAUUUGACGACAUUUCAGUGGACGAGUUACAGGCUGAAUUACCAUCCGCCCAACCUCGCUACGUCUACUUGAGCUACUGUUACAAGCACAGCGAUGGACGAGUCUCUUAUCCACUUAUCUUCAUUUUCAUUUCUCCAAUUGGAUGUAAACCAGAACUACAGAUGAUGUAUGCAGGAACCAAAAAUUCCUUGGUCGGGGAAGCAGGGGCAACAAAGGUCUUUGAACUUCGGUCUACUGAGGAGUUGACAGAGGAGUAUCUUUUGGAAAAACUGGCAUUUUUCCGAUAGUACAUUAUCUCAUUGUCAACCAGUGCGUCUCUGUCAUGGAGGAUUUCUCUGUGUGUGUCAUCACCCAGGACCAUGUCAAGGCAAGAGAGCAUGCAGUUCCAGUUGAUUGAAAUGAAACAAGCUUCAUUUGUCAAAUGUUGACAAAGUUUACUUUGACAGAUUACAUUAAAUUUCACCAAGCAGGAGGCCUAUAUAGUGAAUGUACCUGUGGGGGGAUUUUUUUAGCACUGAUACCAUAGAGAGACACGCGACAUUAGGGAACUGUGUUAGUAUGAAGCUGUUUGGUUCAAAUGACCAAAUUUGUUUUCGUUUUAGUUGGAUGGCAAAAUUUGGGUAAUCUAGAAGAUUUUAGAAUGUUUGGUUGUUUUAAUGCAUGUAGGACAUUUGAUUUUUUAGAAAUUUCAUAGACAAAUUAAGGGAAUGUCUCCAUGAGGUAUACAUCAAAUGCAGGCUUGUUUUCCCCAUUGGUACUUGUGUGACAUUUAUGGCACUCUUUUGACUUCUGUAUUUUCUUAUUUUAAUUUGUUAAUACUCUUUUCAUUACCGUAAUACUUGCAGUCAAAGAAUUCCCCCUAAUCAAAUGGUUUGUUGAUUUCAAAUGAAAUCUGUCGUGGACGUCUGGUGCAAGAACGUCACCAGUUUUUUAUGUGUGCAGUUAACGUUAUUUUGAGAUACUGUGGUUAUGAACUAGUCUACACUUGCCAAACUACAUUCUAAGCGCCUUCACAAGGGACACCAUGAGCUAGUUAAUUUGACUAGGUAUGAUGGUUAUUCAGAAGAAAAAAAAAUCAGACGUUUAAUGUGUGAACUGCCAACUUUAGUGUUUAUGGGUCUCUCUCAAAUAAUAUCACUUCCACAGAUUGCCACGUGUCUGCAUUUCGGACAUCAAAUUUUUUGUCACAGCUGCAUCUUAUUUGGAACAUGGUUGGAUCAACAUGUGCAAGUUUAGAAAUGUGCACAUUGCGUGGGCACGUAUAUGUACCUGAAAUUGAAUUUGUAAUUUUUUAUGAAGAUGGUGUCUAUGCUAUGAGAUCGCAUUACUGCAGCGGCACAACACUCAGCUAUUUGUUCUUAAAAAUUGAGGGCUGUAUAUUUCAGCAAAUGCACACCUUAUUGGUUGAAGGUUGCAAGUGUGCCCCUACCACUGGGUCAUUAGUGUGGUACAUGUACCAAGAUAGUAAAAGUGCCUAAUUCUGUUGCUUAAUUAAUCUGUAGCCAGGGGGGUGUGAUUUGGUAAUAAUUACCAAAUCACAACCCUAAUUUAUUUCUCAAUUAUAUCUGCACCUUUGACCUGAACUGUCAGCUCGCAUUGGUGCUUGGAACCAGUGAAUGAGUGCUUCAUUUGAAGAGGUGAUCUGUUACAAAGAUCUGUGACGAGCUUUAACUACUACCUGCCAGGCUGGGGUCUCCGAACUCGGACUAAGGAAACAGGGCCCUGUAACAAAAGACCGUACUCUGAACAAAAGACCAGGCUGCUGGGCAUUACCGGCAUUUUUCACUCUCAAAAGUGGUGAUAAUCCAGCGUCGUUUUGAAACCGUGUACCAGGGUUUUGGACAUUGAGAGCAAGCGGAUUACCACCGGGGACAAAAGCGCUCCACCACCGCAGGGAUGAGCCACACAGCACCGCUGCA